UGUGUUUCAGGCAGAUUUUUGAUCAUUACACCAACAUGUACCCGCAGCUGAUCCAGAAUCCCAAAACGCUGGUGGCCGUGAAGCGCUUCAUGGCUAAGCAGGACGAGUGGUCUCGGGCUCAGGUGAAGCGUAACACCAGCGAUCCUCUGUGGAUUCACACAGGUCUGAUUCUGGCGCAGCUGGACGGACUGCAGGCUGGAGUGACCGACUGGGCCAAACAACACGGGAGGACGCCUCUGUCCCAGUUUGCCGUUCAGUUCCUGAAUGCGGUCGGUGAUCUGCUGGAUCUGAUCCCGGCGCUGGUUACCGGCGGGAUGCCUGGCUUUAAUCAGUAUAAAGCUCCUCCGAUGGGCCACUGCUCUGCACUCAUAAAGAUGUUGCCUGGCUUUGAGAACCUGUUGUUCGCUCACUCCAGCUGGUACACGUACGCCGCCACCAUGCGCAUCUACAAACACUGGGACUUCAGACUGAACGAACCGCAUACGGCCACCGGGAAACUCUCCUUCAGCAGCUACCCUGGGUUUCUGGUGUCUCUGGAUGAUUUCUAUCUGCUGGGCAGCGGUUUAAUGAUGACUCAGACCACCAAUAACAUCUUCAACACCUCGUUGUACUCCUACAUCACUCCUGCCAGUCUGUUCUCCUGGCAGAGGGUUCGACUGGCACACGCACUGGCAAGCACUGGAGAGCAGUGGGCCAAAACCUUCUCCAGAUACAACUCUGGGACGUAUAAUAACCAGUACAUGGUUGUGGAUGUGAGUAAAGUGAAUCUAGGCAGCAGUCUGGAGGACGGAGCGCUGACUGUGGUGGAGCAGAUCCCGGGACUGGUGGAGUAUUCAGACCAGACGCAGACGCUGCGCAGAGGUUACUGGCCGUCCUACAAUGUGCCCUUCCACCGUAAGAUCUACGAUCUGAGUGGAUAUGAGCAGAUGUGGAAGGAGCAUGGCGAGGAUUUCUCCUACGACCUUUGCCCUCGCGCCAAGAUCUUCCGCCGCGACCAGUCGUCUGUCAGAGACCUGAACUCCCUCAAACACAUCAUGAGAUACAACGAUUAUAAGAGCGACCCGUACUCGCAGGGCGACCCAUGUAAGUCCAUCUGCUGUCGCAACGAUCUGUGGGAGCAUCAAGCCAGUCCCGGAGGAUGUUACGACACCAAGGUGACGGAUCUGCACAUGGCUCAGGAGUUCGUGGCGGAGGCGGUAAACGGCCCGACCACAGACGGAGGGCUUCCCGUCUUCUCCUGGGGGCCGUUCAACAGCACGUCCCAUCAGGGUCUUCCUCCGAAAUACAACUUCAGCUUCGUCCUGAUGCAGCCGCAGCUCUUCCACCCCUGAGGAUCAUGGGAUCUCACAUCUGGCCUGCUUUUGAACUGAUUCUCUGUUCGCCAUCUGAUGCUGAAACCAAUCUGAACCUUUGAGUCUGUCAAAUCACUGUUUAUUUUGAGCCAUGAAAUCCACACUAAACUCUACAGCUGCCAAUCAGUCCAGCACUGUUUACAUCUCUCUUGAUUGAUAGAUUGAGUAAAUCGUAUUGCUUUAAUGCUCGUUUCCACUACACAAGAU
This is a messenger RNA of Sinocyclocheilus grahami, 1559 nucleotides long. RefSeq names its product phospholipase B-like 1. Gene Ontology annotation, molecular function: glycerophospholipase activity. Bases 36 to 1331 code for a protein of 431 amino acids. The record is from RefSeq and is a predicted model, not a curated record. Gene Ontology annotation, cellular component: extracellular region. The transcript has 9 exons. Gene Ontology annotation, biological process: phospholipid catabolic process. Lineage: Eukaryota; Metazoa; Chordata; Actinopteri; Cypriniformes; Cyprinidae.